Molecule: messenger RNA, 2849 nt
Organism: Cynoglossus semilaevis (tongue sole)
Lineage: Eukaryota; Metazoa; Chordata; Actinopteri; Pleuronectiformes; Cynoglossidae
Gene: fbxl2
Product: F-box and leucine-rich repeat protein 2
Exons: 16
Coding region: 756-2054 (432 amino acids)
Biological process (GO): SCF-dependent proteasomal ubiquitin-dependent protein catabolic process
Cellular component (GO): cytoplasm; SCF ubiquitin ligase complex
Molecular function (GO): protein binding
Source: RefSeq, a predicted model, not a curated record
UUUUUUUCUGUUUCUGUACAGAUUCUUCAUAUGAUUCUCCAGACAGCUCCCUUGCAAGCAUUAGUCCUGUGAUUGGUAAAUCAAAAAAGGACGUUCAAACCCGGCAGAGCUCCCCCGACGCAAACACAAGGACCCCCUCCUCUCCACCCACAAUCAAAACAAAUCCAGCACGCGUGCUUUUUCCCGCAGCAGUGACGUCACGAAGGCUCCUCCCCCCUUUCCUGCAAGUAAACAGAAAGCCGAGCAGGAACCGCUGGUGUCGGUGGACCGGAGCGUGUCAAAUGCGGGACGGUCGUGUCCGUCAGUGGGAGUGGACUCGGUUCUCCAGCUGUUCCACAAUGUUCUUGUGGAGUUAACAACAAACUCGUGGAACCGAGGCCAGUGGAGCUGCACUGGAGCGAUGAAGGGAGAGGCGGAAGUGAAGUCACUUGACAGACCGUCCAUGUUAUUAUUGUUAUUUUGGUAGCUGUGCGAUGAGACGAGCUGCGGCGAACGAACCACCGCUAACGACACCGCAGGACGAACCGCACCGACAGCAGCGUGUCCCGCACUGACCCACAGACAGGAGGCUCUGUAACGACAGGGAGGAGGAGAAAGAGGAGGCAGCAGCAGGAGGGUGUGAAGAUUCAGCUCGUACACUACGACCGUGCGAAAAAAAAUAAUAAACGGCGACAAACAAUUACGGCUUUUCGCCCAACGGCUUCGGCUCCGGUGCGUGUUUGUGCGGUUUGGAGAAGGGACGAACCGCCGUAGACAUGAACGGAAUCACCAAGGGCCGGUUCGAGGUGUUCUCCAACAGUGAUGAAGCCCCCAUCAACAAGAAGCUCCCCAAAGAGCUUCUUCUUAGAAUAUUCUCAUAUUUAGAUGUGGUAACGCUCUGUAGAUGUGCCCAAGUCUCCAAGGCGUGGAAUGUCCUGGCCCUCGAUGGAAGCAACUGGCAGAAGAUUGACUUGUUCAACUUCCAGACCGACAUAGAGGGCCGGGUGGUGGAGAACAUUUCCAAGCGUUGCGGAGGCUUCCUGAGGCAGCUGAGCCUCAGAGGCUGCCUCAGCGUCGGAGACGCUUCCAUGAAGACAUUUGCACAGAACUGCAGGAACAUCGAAGUGUUGAACUUGAACGGCUGCACCAAGAUCACAGACAGCACCUGCCUGAGCCUCAGCAAGUUUUGCGCCAAGCUCAAGCAUCUGGAUCUCACUUCCUGUGUGUCCGUCAGCAACCACUCCCUCAAGGCUCUCAGCGAUGGCUGCAAAAUGCUGGAGAUGUUGAACCUGUCGUGGUGUGACCAGAUCACACGUGACGGCAUUGAGGCUCUGGCGCGAGGCUGUGCCGGUUUACGAGCUCUGUUUCUCAGAGGCUGCACACAGCUGGACGACGGAGCGUUGAAACACCUUCAGAAACACUGCCCAGAACUCACAACCAUAAACAUUCAGUCUUGCAUACAAAUCACAGAUGACGGACUGGUCAGUCUGUGCCGAGGAUGCCACAAGCUGCAGAUUCUGUGUGUGUCGGGCUGCAGUAACAUCACUGAUGCCUCUCUAACUGCACUGGGACUCAACUGUCCCCAACUGAAAAUUCUUGAAGCUGCACGAUGCUCCCAGGUCACAGACGCUGGGUUCACAGUGUUGGCCAGGAAUUGUCACGAACUUGAAAAAAUGGACUUAGAAGAAUGUAUUUUGGUGACAGAUAACACCUUGGUUCAACUGUCCAUCCACUGCCCUCGUCUGCAGGCACUGUCCCUUUCCCACUGCGAGCUGAUCACAGAUGAUGGCAUCAGAGCUCUGAGCAGCAGCACCUGUGGCCAAGAGCGCCUCACUGUGGUGGAGCUGGACAAUUGCCCUCUCAUCACCGACGUUACCCUGGAGCACCUGAAGAGCUGCCAUCGCCUGGAGCGCAUAGAGCUCUACGACUGUCAGCAAGUCACCAGAGCUGGCAUCAAACGCAUUCGGGCCCACCUUCCAGAGAUCAAGGUCCACGCCUACUUUGCCCCAGUGACACCGCCUCCCUCCGUACAUGGAAGUGGCCAACGUCUGUGCCGUUGCUGCAUCAUCCUCUGACAGUGGAGGGCCAGGGGCGGCCACCUCUGUCUACAGGUCCUGCUGCUCUGAGGAUGUGUGCUGAAAAUGUCAUUUGAAGAGGAGGAAGACUGAAAGGAGGAGGAGGAGGAGGAGGAGAAAAAGGUGGAGGGUACUUGGAUUGUGGAGGGAGAGAGGAGGGGCUGGACCCACCCGCUGCUCCUGAUUCACUGAUCACCACUGAUCCCUGAUCAGUUGAACCCACCCCUCGUCUCCCCUCUCGUUCACCAGUCAGUGUUGCAGCGAAGAAACGUGGAAGAAAGGAUUCUCUCACUCUCUUUUUCCUGUCUGUGUUUCAGUCUCUUUCUGUCUGAGAACAAAACAGAUUCUUAAGUCUGCUUCUCACUCUCCCAGUCCCCCUGCCCUACCACACCUGAGUGGAUCGACAGGGUGGUAUGUGGGGAGGUGAAGGAGCAGAGCGGUGAACGGUGGAUGAAUAUGAAUGCUUCAUGUACAAACUCUUAAAAAAAAAGUAUGAUAUUGUCAUUUUGGACAACAGUACCCUUUAUCUGGAGUAUCAUCUCAACUAGUAACAUGACAACUCUGUGUGACCGUCCUGUGAUACAUUUUGCUUUGACCAAUAGAAACAAGGCAUGAUGGGAGAAGAGCUGUGCUGGUGGCGCUGCAGGACUUAAAAGAAUUGAAUAGGGAUCAGAGCCAAGAUUAGGACACAAGACAUUGACAAUAUAUGUGCAUCCAAGAAACUUCUGUUUAUACAAAGAAUGUUUUACAACAACAAAAAGAAAAAGAAAUUAAACUAUAAGCAAACUAACUUAA